CUCAGACAGACAUUGAAUCAGGCAGGCGGGCAGGCAUACUCACAUCGCGAACCGACCAAACGACUAACCUCCCAGCACCAAACCUACCGCCAGCAAAAUGGGUGACAUCAGCAUCAUCGCUACCGAGUGGCGCACCGUCCAGGUCGGCCGUGUCGUCGUCCUCCAGUCUGGUGCUGAGGCCGGCCGCCUGGCUGCUAUUGUCGAGAUCGUCGACCACAAGCGCGCUCUCGUCGACGGCCCCUCCUCAGAGUCUGCCCUGCAGGUUACCCGACAAAUGGUCUCCUUCUCCAACGUUGUCCUGACCGACUUCGUUGUCGCCGGCCUGCCCCGCGGCGCCCGGACACCCACCGUCAAGAAGUUCUGGGAGAAGGCCGAGAUCGACCAGAAGUGGAAGGGUUCCAACUGGGCCAAGAAGCGCGACCAGCAGGCCAAGCGCUCCACUCUCACCGACUUCGAUCGCUUCAAGGUCCUGCGCCUCAAGAAGCAGCGCCGCUUCGAGGAGCGCAAGGCUCUGGCCAAGGUCAAGGCCUCCGCAUAAAUACUCCCAGCCACGUACCGAUCAACGCACGACGACUCGAGACCUUUGACACGACAACCGGCGAACGGAUGUACUCGAGAGCUUCCUCGUCGAGGCAGAGAUGGGUCGGAGGAGACAGGUAGACGGUUCAGGGGGUUGAUGAUGAUGAUGGCAGCAGGAGCAGCAGCACUAAUCACGCUUGCUGUGGCUGACGUGCUGGACGGCGGCGGAUGGUGUUUCUACUAGAGGGUGGCGGGUAUUCUGGACGGCACCGGCAAGGACAACCUCUAAAAAUCAACAGCAUCUUCGUUCGGGUCCGAUAGGCUAGGUUUUUCUUUGCUUCGUUUACGGGACAUAUCACCUCCAAAAAGGCAAAGGUGGCCGGCGUCAAAUGAUAUGAAAUUGAGAAACCCAAAAGACAAUGGUGACUACCUGUCGAGGUCUUGCCAAAAUUACAUGUGAUACCACUCUUCUCAAUU
This is a messenger RNA of Cryphonectria parasitica EP155, 996 nucleotides long. Its product is annotated as 60S ribosomal protein L14-A-like protein. NCBI's taxonomy places the organism in Eukaryota, Fungi, Ascomycota, Sordariomycetes, Diaporthales, Cryphonectriaceae. Gene Ontology annotation, biological process: ribosomal large subunit biogenesis; translation. Bases 98 to 538 code for a protein of 146 amino acids. The transcript is spliced from 3 exons. Gene Ontology annotation, molecular function: RNA binding; structural constituent of ribosome. The record is from RefSeq and is a predicted model, not a curated record. Gene Ontology annotation, cellular component: ribosome; cytosolic large ribosomal subunit.